GAUCAUUCAAGGCUUCACUUGCAAAGGAAUAGAAUUCAACUUUUUUGAAAUUAUAGAAGCAGAUAUUCACUAUGCAUCUACAGAAAAAAGGCUUGAUUGCUUUACUACAAAUUAUUGUCGCCACUUGUGCACGAGAGCCCUCGAGCCCGAUUUGCUCGAGAUAUGACUAUGAAGAGCGGUUGUUAGAAAGAGUCCUUAGAAACGAGUUGGCUCUAGAAACCACUCUGAAUGAAAUAGUGAAAACGAACGCCAAAGUUCUGGAUGCGUUAACACAGUUAGAAGAUGCAAAGACAAAAGUAGACUCUACGUUGACAGUUAUGGAAAAGAAACAAAUCGAAAUGAAAUCACAACUUGCUGAUUUUAUUUCGAAUGCAUCUUAUAUUAUGAACUCAACGUUAGUUGCAAAUGUGGGCGCACUGGUUGAAGCUUCAUCACAGAUAAAAGAAAAUGCUUCAGUGACGGUACAGCAACUUGUAAAGGAAGUCAAUAUUCUUAAAGAUCAGUUAAACGUCCCGACAAUUUACUUCCGUGCGCGCAUUACGGCUCAAAUCACAGUUCUAUCAAGUGGUCAGGAUGUAGUCUUUCCGACUGUGGACGUAAACGAAGGGCAAGGUUAUAAUCCUUCAACAGGAAAAUUCACAGCCUCCAUCCCUGGAAUGUAUCUGUUCAGUGUCCAGUAUUGUGUCUACACUAGCCUGAACUAUGUUUACCUUGAAAUCGUGCAUGGCGACAAGGCAUUACAGAGGUCAACUCACUAUGAUAAUACCGGUUCGGCUCCAUGUGUGACUAUGCAGGUAUCAGCAGCGGUUGCCAUGGGGGAUAUGGUCUGGCUUAAGAAGACAAGUAUGUGGUUAUUACUGAGCUUGAUUGUCUUCACAUGUGCGCGAGAGCCAUCGAGCCCGAUAUGCUCGAGAUAUGACUAUGAAGAACGUUUACUUGAACGAGUCCUUAGAAACGAACUGGCUCUUGAAAACACUCUGAAUGAAAUACGGAAAAUGAACGCCAAAGUUGUGGAUGCUUUAAAACAGAUAGAAGAUGCAAAAGAUUCUUUCAAGUAUGUUGCCAUGUUGGGACUCCGUCUCACAAACCAGCAUUAA
Messenger RNA from Dreissena polymorpha, 1097 nucleotides. RefSeq lists its product as uncharacterized. Gene Ontology annotation, molecular function: protein binding. The transcript is spliced from 4 exons. The coding region runs from base 72 to 1097 and encodes 341 amino acids. The record is from RefSeq and is a predicted model, not a curated record. Lineage: Eukaryota; Metazoa; Mollusca; Bivalvia; Myida; Dreissenidae.